GUGUGAAUUCACACGGACUUGCACGUCGGCAGUAAGUUUGGCGGCCGCGCCGUGUCUCCAGUGUUGUGUUUAGACGGAGCCGUCCCACCUUCUGGAGAGGGAGUGUUGUGGAGGAGCCACGUGUACAGGAAGUGGACUCUGACAGCCUGACUGCCUGACUGGAACCACUGAGGUCUGUUUGAAGAGGACCUCACCGCUAAUAUUAUUAGUAGCAUCAGCUGGAUGGCAACCAUGGCUACUUGGAGGAAACUGUGGUGCAGGAACCUGCUGGCUGUGUCCGUGCUUCUCUCUGCCCUGCUCCUCUCCGUGGAUGUUCACGCCCGUCCGGCCAACAUGUCAGCCGUCAAAGACAAGGCUCCUGCCGGCAAGGACGAGAACGAGAUCCUUCCCCCGGACCACCUGAACGGGCUGAAGAUGGAGAUGGACGGACACCUCAACAAGGACUUCCAUCAGGAGGUUUUCCUCGGGAAAGAGAUCGAGGAGUUUGAAGAGGACUCAGAGCCGAGGAGGAACAGGAAGAAGCUCAUCGACAUCUUCACCAAAGUUGACUUCAACAAAGACAAGAGUGUGAGUGCCAAGGAGAUGCAGCGCUGGAUAAUGGAGAAGACGGAGGAGCACUUCCAGGAGGCCGUGAAGGAGAACAAGAACAGCUUCCGUGCUGUUGACCCGGACGGCGAUGGUCACGUGACAUGGGACGAAUACAGAAUCAAAUUUCUGGCCAGCAAAGGUUUCAACGAAAAAGACAUUGCGGAGAAAGUAAAGCACAAUGAAGAUCUGAAGCUGGAUGAGGAAACUCAGGAGGUCCUGGAAAGCCUGAAGGACCGCUGGUUUCAGGCUGACAACCCUCCAGCUGACCAGCUGCUGAACGAGCAGGAGUUCCUGUCGUUCCUCCAUCCAGAGCACAGCAGGGGCAUGCUCAAGUACAUGGUCAAGGAGAUUGUGCGAGACUUGGACCAAGACGGUGAUAAGAAACUGACCAUGUCGGAGUUCAUCUCUUUACCUGUGGGCACCGUGGAGAACCAGCAGGCUCAGGACAUCGACGACGACUGGGUCCGGGAGAGGAAGAAGGAGUUUGAGGAUGUCAUCGAUUCAAACCGCGACGGCAUCGUAACCAUGGAGGAACUGGAGGAGUACAUGGAUCCAAUGAACGAACACAACGCUUUGAACGAGGCCAAGCAGAUGAUCGCUGUGGCAGACGAGAACCAGAAUCACAACCUGGAGCUGGAUGAGAUCCUCAAAUACAGCGAAUACUUCACAGGCAGCAAGCUCAUGGAUUACGCCAGAAACGUUCACGAGGAGUUCUGAAGACAGACUCACCCUCCCCCCUCUCCUACAUCACCUUCAGGGACAAGCCUACAAAGAGGUUGAGGGGGGGAAUCACCAUAACAAUAAAAUAUUCUAGUGUGCAAUUCAGUGUUUAAAAACUCGGCAUCGACAGCCUCCAUCACCGCUGGCUCCACUUAAUGCUCCCCUCCUUCAGCCCUGGACCAUCAGCCUUCUGCGUUGCCAUCGGACGUUUUGACUUUUAAAUUUUUCCCUUAAAUUUGAGGCGAUGCACCAGUUCCAAAUUAAUUUAUGUGAUAUUGUGAGAUUUGUGUAUAUCAGGACUUUUAUCCCUAACUUCAUCUUCAGUUGCAGCUCAGUGAGUUGUUUGUUCCACUGCAUCUGUUGUUUUUAGCUGGCGCGUCUGGCUUCUGUGUAAAUAGUCACAUCUGUCACAAACUAAUGCCUCUGUUAGGGAUAAAAUGCUGAACCCUUAGAUAAAUACUACAGCCUUGUUGAAAAGACACAAAUGAUGUGUUACUAUUGUGUUCUCCUAAUCCAGCAUUGUUUCCACAAUAGUUUGUAUCCGUCCUUCCACAGUAAUUAAAAGCAGCCGUUACAACAAGCAGUAAACCAACUUAGGACAGAGUUAAAUAAAAAAAAAAUAAUUAAAGAUUAUAAUUACAGAUUAUUAGUUGCUCAAAAUGUAGGAAAAAUAUUAAUAUAUGAGAACAAUGUGUGUGAUGUUCUGACCCAUUGAUGGAAAAUCACAGGUGUCAUCCACAAUGAUAACAAUAGCACCUAAAUGAGAUUCAGCCAUUAGCAACAUGAUUUCAUCUGUGUCCGUUCAAAAUGUUCCCUCGGAUUAAAGCCUGGUGUUUUGUUCUUCACUACAAGUUGUCUAGUCUACGAAUUUAUUCGACUGGUUUCAUCUGAACCAGCUGCAUCUCUCACCGUCACACAGGUGUAUUUAUUUAGUCCUCACCUCGCUUAGCUCGUCAUCACUUUGACGAAGUCUUGAAUGCUGACGGCUAAUAUAUGUAAUUGUUUUCAAAUGCAUGGACAAAUAAUAGUUAUAUUCCUUGGAUUUUCGUUGCAGUUCUCAGUAACCUGUGGAGACUUUGGAUCCUGCUGCAGUUUCUCCUGCCGAUAUGGUCCGACUGUAAAAUAAGAUUUAUGAUAACAGAAUGUGACGCAGCUUUAUAAAAAACUACCGCAAAUAUACCAAUAAAUGAAUAUUUCUACCAAAUGAA
Molecule: messenger RNA, 2516 nt
Organism: Mugil cephalus (flathead mullet)
Lineage: Eukaryota; Metazoa; Chordata; Actinopteri; Mugiliformes; Mugilidae
Gene: sdf4
Product: stromal cell derived factor 4
Exons: 7
Coding region: 223-1305 (360 amino acids)
Biological process (GO): calcium-ion regulated exocytosis
Cellular component (GO): endoplasmic reticulum
Molecular function (GO): calcium ion binding
Source: RefSeq, a predicted model, not a curated record